Elgaria multicarinata webbii is the source of this 1713-nucleotide messenger RNA. RefSeq names its product farnesyltransferase, CAAX box, alpha (gene FNTA). The transcript has 9 exons. Gene Ontology annotation, molecular function: protein farnesyltransferase activity; CAAX-protein geranylgeranyltransferase activity. The coding region runs from base 32 to 1117 and encodes 361 amino acids. Gene Ontology annotation, cellular component: CAAX-protein geranylgeranyltransferase complex; cytoplasm; protein farnesyltransferase complex. The record is from RefSeq and is a predicted model, not a curated record. NCBI's taxonomy places the organism in Eukaryota, Metazoa, Chordata, Lepidosauria, Squamata, Anguidae. Gene Ontology annotation, biological process: protein geranylgeranylation; protein farnesylation.
UCUUCCGGGGUGGGUGGGAGAAGCUGUGGUGAUGAUGGCGGACGAGGAAGGCAGGUUGGAACCGGAGCCUUGCGCUCCUCACCUGGAGCCGGAACCUGAGGCCGCUGGUGAUAACGAGCUGCUGGAGUCUGGGAUCCCCCUGGAAUCCAACGGCUACGUGCUGUAUAGGGACCGGAAGGAAUGGGCUGAUGUUGAGCCAGUUCCUCAAGACGAUGGGCCUCAUCCAGUGGUUCAGAUCAUAUAUAGUGAAAAAUUUAAAGAUGUGUAUGAUUACUUCCGAGCUGUUCUGCAACGUGAUGAAAGGAGUGAAAGAGCGUUCAAGUUAACAGGCGAUGCCAUUGAGCUUAAUGCUGCAAAUUAUACUGUGUGGCAUUUCCGUAGAGUUCUUCUGCAGUCUCUGAAGAAAGACCUGCUUGAGGAACUCAAUUACAUCACAGCUAUCAUUGAAGAUCAGCCAAAGAAUUAUCAAGUCUGGCACCACAGGCGGGUGUUGGUAGAAUGGCUGAAGGAUCCAUCCCAAGAACUUGAAUUUAUAGCUGACAUUCUCAACCAGGAUGCCAAGAACUACCAUGCGUGGCAGCAUAGACAGUGGGUCAUUCAGGAAUUUAAGCUGUGGGAUGAUGAACUGGAGUACGUGGAACAGCUUUUGAAGGAAGAUGUUAGGAACAAUUCGGUCUGGAACCAAAGACACUUUGUAAUUUCAAACACAACUGGUUACAACGAUCCUGCUGUUCUAGAGAGAGAAGUCCAGUUUACCCUAGAAAUGAUCAAGAUGGUGCCUCAUAAUGAAAGUGCUUGGAACUAUUUGAAAGGGAUUCUGCAAGAUCGCGGCCUUUCAAAAUAUCCAAAUCUCUUAGAGCAGCUGCUGGAAUUACAGCCAAGUCACAGUUCCCCCUACCUGAUUGCAUUCUUGGUUGAUAUAUAUGAAGACAUGCUAGAAAACCAGUGUGAAAACAAGGAAGAAACUCUUAACAAAGCACUAGAGUUGUGUGAAAUCCUGGCAAAAGAAAAAGACAUAAUACGGAAAGAAUACUGGAGAUACAUUGGAAGAUCCCUUAAGAGUAAACACAGCCCAAAUGAGGAACAGAAUGUGCCAACUGAAAAUGAUCAGCAGUAACUUCAUGUUAGGGGGAAAGAAUACGACGUUCAGCUCUGUGUGUAUUACAAAGACUCUUAGCGGGAAGAGCUAGGCAGGCAAUUAAAUAGAGUGUUGUUUCCUCUCUUCCCCAAAUAUGUUGUAACUAUACAUUACUGCAGAGGUAUUGCUUCUAACCACACUGAGAGUGCAAAGCAUUCUGUGUAACAAACUGACCUGUGGUUACUACUACUAUACUCGUUAGUUGUGGGAUGGUCCAAAGCACUGUGCAUUAAAAAAAACACUUAGUAAUUACUUGAAUUGUACCAAAUAAAGGAAUUGUUUCUUAACAGUAUAUGAAUAAUGCUGUAUUCGCAAUUUUAAUGCCGUACAUCCCAGCCUUGGCCUCUACAAAGUGGCACCUGUUCUCCUAAAACAAGCGCAUGUAAGAUUCUGAAUGUAUUUGAGCUGGAUUGCAGAGACCUGGCGUAUAGUAGAUAUAUAAAGUAACUUGUAGUUACUAUAAGGAAGGGAAUGCAGUUGUAUAUUGGAGCAGCUAUGCAACACUGACUGUGUUUCAUUGUACUCAACUAAUGCCAUCAAUAAUUUGUAAUAAAGGUAUAAUACUUGUGCAAGGA